Meloidogyne enterolobii is the source of this 690-nucleotide messenger RNA. The record is from the annotation of a GenBank genome assembly. Lineage: Eukaryota; Metazoa; Nematoda; Chromadorea; Rhabditida; Meloidogynidae.
AAUACAGGAAAUUCUCGAAUGGAUCGUUUACACCGCCAAGAAUCAUUUCAACAACAACAACAAUCAUCUUCUUCAUCCUCUUUCUCAUCAACAAAUUUGUUGACCUCUUCAAUUACCCCAUCACUCAUUUUUAAUGAAGACGAAAAUAAUACUAAAAAUUCCACAGAACAACAACAACCACCGGUUGCACGGGAAAGGAAAAGUAAAAGAUUCCAAGCUGGUUCUUCUACUUGUUCAAUUUCUUUUUAUUCUUCCUUUUCCUAUGAUGAUGAUGGAAUUGAUGAGAAACGGAAUCAGAAUUGUGAAAGAUCAGACGUUUUGAGAGAAAGCCAAAUCGGGCGGCGACCUUUUAAUGUCGAUGCGGCUGUCAAUAAUACCACCACUGAAGCAAUUAAUAGUGGAGGAAAGGGACGUCAACUAGAGCAAUUUCGUAGCGGUCAAAGAGGAAGGGAAGGGGAAGCGGCUGUCAAUAAUACCACCACUGAAGCAAUUAAUAGUGGAGGAAAGGGACGUCAACUAGAGCAAUUUCGUAGCGGUCAAAGAGGAAGGGAAGGGGAAAAAGAAGAAAUUGUGAAAGAGUCAACUAGCAAUUUUAAAAGCAAUGAGGGAGAUUUUGACGACGAGCAGCAGCAAUUUCCCAUCGGGGGAAGAAGAGGAGGAAGAGGGGGAGAGCUUUGGAGUGACAGGUAG